Artibeus jamaicensis (Jamaican fruit-eating bat) is the source of this 2006-nucleotide messenger RNA. It is a transcript of the gene SMYD2, whose product is annotated as SET and MYND domain containing 2. NCBI's taxonomy places the organism in Eukaryota, Metazoa, Chordata, Mammalia, Chiroptera, Phyllostomidae. Gene Ontology annotation, molecular function: protein binding; histone methyltransferase activity; protein-lysine N-methyltransferase activity. The record is from RefSeq and is a predicted model, not a curated record. The transcript is spliced from 12 exons. The coding region runs from base 345 to 1646 and encodes 433 amino acids. Gene Ontology annotation, cellular component: nucleus.
AGACGUCUCACGCCCUCCUUCCAGGAGCCGCCAGGGCUGCGGCUCUUUGUCGCGGCCACACCGGAAACCGCCCCGAUUGAUCGCGGGGCGCUCGCGGAGGGUCCCACGCUCGGGGCGGGGCCGCGGGGCCUGACCUCCUCCCCACGGGAGCGCGCGAGGACCAGGCGGGGCCGCCGUCCCUUCCGGGGAGCGGCGGCCACCGCCGCGAGCGCCGGGCGGCUUCCCACCCCGCCCCGCGCAGCUCCGGGUGACGCUUCUCCAAUAACAGCUCGCGGGGAGCCGCAGCCGGAGCUCAGCCGGCGCCGGGCGCCCCUCGGUGCCAGCCCGCCCGCCCCGCCGCCACCAUGACGGCCGAGGGGGACGGCGGCCUGGAGCGCUUCUCCAGCCCGGGCAAGGGCCGGGGGCUGCGGGCCCUGCGGCCCUUCCAGGUGGGCGACUUGCUCUUCUCCUGCCCGGCCUACGCUUUCGUGCUCACGGUCAACGAGCGGGGUAACCACUGCGAGCACUGCUUCGCCAGGAAAGAAGGAUUGUCCAAGUGUGGAAGAUGCAAGCAGGCAUUUUACUGCGAUGUGGAGUGUCAGAAAGAAGACUGGCCUAUGCACAAGCUGGAAUGUUCUCCCAUGGUUGUUUUUGGGGAAAACUGGAGCCCUUCCGAGACUGUAAGGCUCACAGCAAGGAUCCUGGCCAAACAGAAAAGCCACCCAGAGAGGACGCCUUCAGAGAAACUGCUAGCCGUGAAGGAGUUCGAAUCCCAUCUGGAUAAACUAGACAAUGAGAAGAAGGAUUUGAUUCAGAGUGACAUUUCCUCUCUCCAUCGCUUUUACUCCAAGCACCUCGAGUUCCCCGACAACCAGAGCCUGGUGACGCUCUUCGCACAGGUUAACUGCAAUGGCUUCACAAUUGAAGACGAAGAACUUUCUCAUUUGGGAUCAGCAGUAUUCCCUGACGUCGCACUGAUGAACCACAGCUGCUGCCCCAAUGUCAUUGUGACUUACAAGGGGACCCUGGCAGAGGUCAGAGCCGUGCAGGCGAUCAGCCCGGGAGAAGAGGUUUUCACCAGCUACAUCGACCUCCUGUAUCCCACAGAAGACAGGAAUGACCGGCUUAGAGAUUCUUAUUUCUUCACCUGCGAGUGCCAGGAGUGCACCACCAAGGACAAGGAUAGGGCCAAGGUGAAAAUCCGGAAGCUCAACGAUCCCCCAAAGGCAGACGCUGUCCGUGACAUGGUCAGAUACGCCCGCAACGUCAUCGAGGAGUUCCGGAGAGCCAAGCACUACAAAUCCCCUAGCGAGCUGCUGGAGAUUUGCGAGCUCAGCCAGGAGAAGAUGAGCUCCGUGUUUGAGGACAGUAACGUGUACAUGCUGCACAUGAUGUACCAGGCCAUGGGCGUCUGCUUGUACAUGCAGGACUGGGAAGGAGCCCUGCGCUACGGACAGAAAAUCAUCAAGCCCUACAGCAAGCAUUACCCACUGUACUCCCUCAACGUGGCCUCCAUGUGGCUGAAGCUGGGAAGACUGUACAUGGGCCUGGAGAACAGAGCGGCCGGGGAGAAAGCCCUGCAGAAGGCCAUGGCGAUCAUGGAAGUGGCCCACGGCAAAGAUCACCCGUACAUCUCCGAGAUCAAACAGGAAAUUGAGCGCCGCUGAGCCGAGGCCAACAUGGUAUUUUUACCUUUUAUGUGCGUGUGCAGAAGCCGUCCAGGGUUCGAGGAUUUCAGAUCCCGCGUAUCACUCCGGCAUUUCUGCAAACCCACUGCAGUGAGAACACCAUCUGCACCUAAGCCUUACACGGCUCACUUGGCAUUGGUUUUCAUCUUUAACCUUAAGAUCACAUUCAUUUUUGAAUGCUUUUUUUCCCUAGGAGAGAAUGGCACGGUUUCAUGUAUUAUACUUUGGACAGGUUGAGUUUGAAUAAAAUGUUACUAUUUUCCCCUUCAUGCCUAUUAUUAUAAUGUUCUGAACAAACCUGAAUGGUGAAAGUAAAUAAAAAAGGUGAUAGUGGUUGAA